Messenger RNA from Neoarius graeffei (lesser salmon catfish), 3168 nucleotides. RefSeq names its product mitogen-activated protein kinase kinase 1 (gene map2k1). Gene Ontology annotation, biological process: protein phosphorylation. The record is from RefSeq and is a predicted model, not a curated record. Lineage: Eukaryota; Metazoa; Chordata; Actinopteri; Siluriformes; Ariidae. Gene Ontology annotation, molecular function: protein kinase activity; ATP binding. The coding region runs from base 250 to 1437 and encodes 395 amino acids. The transcript is spliced from 11 exons.
CGAGCCUGAAUCCGUCCGCGGUAAUAUCCACCCGCUGGUGUGGAUGUUACUGGUGUCUCUAUCAGCUUUACACUGACAAGCCUCGAAAGAGCUUUUUACUUUCACACUCCGUCGACACUGGUAAAUUAAAAUAAAUAAAGAAGCUGUAAGCUUCGGUGGGUGUGUGAUAAGCUGCACAGCCUGUGACUGAUCAGAUCGCUCUCCUCCACGGGCUUCUGAUUGCGGAAUAACUGAUCACUCAGGAUCAUCAUGCAGAAACGGAGGAAGCCAGAACCGAUCCAGCUCAACCCGAUUCCGGAUGGGAAUGCCGUUAACGGAACCGGUGCCACAGAGACAAACCUAGAGGCCCUGCAAAAGAAGCUGGAGGAGCUGGAGCUGGAUGAGCAGCAGAGGAAGCGUCUGGAGGCCUUCCUAACGCAAAAGCAGAAGGUAGGAGAGCUGAAGGAUGAUGAUUUUGAGAAGAUUUGCGAGUUGGGAGCAGGCAAUGGCGGUGUGGUCUUUAAGGUCUCUCACAGACCAUCUGGACUUAUCAUGGCCAGGAAGCUGAUCCACCUGGAGAUCAAACCAGCCAUCAGGAACCAAAUCAUCCGAGAGCUUCAGGUGCUACAUGAGUGUAAUUCACCCUACAUUGUGGGAUUUUACGGGGCUUUCUACAGUGACGGAGAGAUCAGCAUCUGUAUGGAGCACAUGGAUGGUGGCUCUUUGGACCAGUCACUGAAGAAAGCGGGCAAGAUUCCAGAGCAAAUAUUGGGCAAAGUUAGCAUCGCGGUGAUAAAAGGGCUGUCUUAUUUAAGAGAGAAGCACAAGAUCAUGCACAGAGAUGUGAAGCCUUCUAACAUCCUGGUGAACUCACGUGGAGAGAUCAAGCUGUGUGACUUUGGCGUGAGCGGACAGCUUAUCGACUCCAUGGCCAACUCAUUUGUGGGCACGAGGUCCUACAUGUCUCCGGAGCGUCUGCAGGGCACACACUACUCUGUGCAGUCUGAUAUCUGGAGCAUGGGGCUUUCGUUGGUGGAGAUGGCCAUUGGUCGCUUCCCCAUCCCACCACCUGAUGCUAAGGAAUUGGAGCAAAUUUUUGGCCUUCCCAUGGAGGGUGACCCCUCAUCCAAUGAAGCCUCCCCUAAACCCAGGCCCCCUGGACGGCCCAGCAGCUCAUAUGGACCUGACAGCAGACCUCCGAUGGCCAUCUUUGAGCUGCUUGACUACAUUGUCAAUGAGCCACCGCCUAAGCUGCCAAGCAUCUUUGGCACGGAAUUUCAAGAUUUCGUUAACAAAUGUUUAAUAAAAAAUCCAGCAGAGAGGGCAGAUCUGAAGCAACUGAUGGUCCAUCCCUUCAUUAAGACAUCAGAAGCAGAAGAAGUGGACUUUGCUGGGUGGCUCUGCAGCACCAUCGGUUUAAAUCAGCCAGGAACCCCGACUCACAGUGUGGGGAUAUAAAAGGGAAUUACUUUACCUAAUAUCUCUCUCACACACACACACCAGUGUUUUUAUUUGGGCUCCCAUUCAAUAGCAGUAUGUUGAGUAGUGAGUCACUGCCUCUUGUUGCCCUUUUUAUUUUUUUUGUUCUAAGUAUUGAACUGAGGUUAUUGAAUCAUAUCAAGACACACACUCUGGAUUAGAUGGCAAGGUUUACUUUUUUUGGGGAGGUGGCACUGAAAGUGCUAAGAAUCCCCCCCCCCCCCCAAUGUAAUAUCAUUACAAAUGAUCCUGCUGAAUUGCAGACUAGGUCAUAUCACAGACUAUUUAAAAGUAUAAACAAAACUGCCCUUUUUAUAUAAAUGUUUAUUGCUUGAUGGCACUAUAAUUCUCCAUUGAGUGGGAAUAUGCAUAUUUUUAUAAAGUAAAACUCUAUUGCAUCACAGCCAAAGCAUUGUUCCAGGGUAUAAGAAUUUACUAAUGCUUUAAGUUAUUUUAAAUUAAUUGUUGUGGUGCAAAACCGAGGCUUCUUUUACACGAUUAGGUGAAUAUGAACACUUCAGUUAGCUUUUAAUUGAUUUACUUAAGCUUCUUGUCAAAGUAUACGCAAAUAAUUUGUUAAAAUGGGUCAGUAUAAAAUUGGAAUGUCAAAUAAUAGUUAUCAAUGUUGUUUCUGCAGUUAUACUUUUGCUGCAUCAGAUGGAAAAAGAUAAGACUACUUGAAGUAGUUGUGGCCAAAUUUACUGGUAGCCAGCCUUUUUAAAACCAGGUUCUAGAAUUAACUAUGUACUGUUCAGACAAGCCUUAAAAGCCUUAUUAAAAUAACCAAAGCAAAUUUUUUUUGUGGCCAGUUAUCCUCCGCUCCUUAACCCUUUAAGCCACUGAGCAUCAAAAAUGCUUUGAAAGGGUUAACUUCUCUUGAAAAGGAUAUAGAAUGAUACUUGGGCCAAAUAUGCAGAAAAUCAUAGCUACUCAAAAAGCUAACAAAAUCUUACUUGGAUAAUUAGACAACUUUUGGUUAUCCUGGGGUAUUUUCACUGGCUGUUAUUCUGAUUGAGACCAAGACAGAUCCCACUUAUGUAAAGUUAUAAGAAACACAGUAACAGCAAGCAGUGCUUCAUGUUUAUAGUGAAGUGUCUGUCUUUACCAUGGAUUUUCAUUCAGGCUGAUGUUGAAACAUAACAGGCUUGUUUCUCCAGGUUUGCCUUUUUGUAAUAACCUAGUCCCCAGUAAAAUAAACAUGGUAGUGGUGGAAGAAUAAGGGAUGCUUGCAAUUUGCAUUUUAAUGUACAUUGAGGAGUCCUUUCCAUCAUCAUAAUCCAUGGAUAUACAUUAAAGUACCACUAAUGGACAUUUAUCUUCAGCGGUCAUGGUCACAGUGGACUCUAGAUAACAUUGAGCAUUAUAAAAUACUAAAUGACUUAAUUUAACAGCUUAAAUUACAUUUUUUUGGCAAUAGUUAAAGUUUACAACUGGUAUUAAUGCUCUCCACUCCUCCUGCAGCUCAGUCACAGGCAAGAUUAAUGGUUGCUGUUAAACUUGGUCACAACUGUAGUCUUCAUGCCUAUUCUUAAGAGCUAUUAAAUGUACUUGAUUAGACGUUAAGGCUUUUCUUCUAUGUAAUACUUGGCUCAGACUUCUUCCUUUGACUCAUUUCCAGUGUAUUCUUUGUGUAGAACUACAGUUUUGUCAGCUGAGGAAACUUCUGUAAAUGUAAGUUAUAAUAAACUGAUCUGACUGAAGACAGAAUAA